Messenger RNA from Spathaspora passalidarum NRRL Y-27907, 2603 nucleotides. RefSeq lists its product as uncharacterized. The coding region runs from base 34 to 876 and encodes 280 amino acids. NCBI's taxonomy places the organism in Eukaryota, Fungi, Ascomycota, Pichiomycetes, Serinales, Debaryomycetaceae. The record is from RefSeq and is a predicted model, not a curated record. The transcript is spliced from 2 exons.
AUUAGUCCAGAUCACUAUGACAUCACCACAACCAUGCUCAGUCUAAUACGUAAGAGGUUAUAUAGCACCUCGUGGAAACUUGUCCCACGUUGUCCUCUGCCUGAAUAUGACACCGGAUGUACCCAUUGUCAACCGACCUCUUUCCCCAACGGAUUAACUGUUAAUUUCGAACGAGAAUUGAACAACACCAAAGUGGUUCCUUUUAAACAUGUGCUUAUUCUAAGUCAUGGAUAUACUAGUUUUGAUAACAUGCCAUCGGGAAUCACGAGGAUUCAUGGUGGGUUAGCUCAUUAUAUUAAUCAGUUCGAGGCUGAGUUCCGGAAUAAGAAUCAUCAAGUUCAAGUCUCUAAUAUCAUUCUAUCAAACCAUAAACAAGUGUUGGAGAAGUUUGAUAUAUGUGGAAAGCAUGAAGAACAGCUCGUUUACGUGUAUCCUGAUAGCAAGAUCGUCAAGUUUCAAACCAAGCAUGUUGGUGAUUUUGUUCAUAAAUAUUUGAAGCAAGACGAAUCGUGUGAGCAAGCCAUAGAAACCUGUACAGAAUAUAAAAUGGAAAAAGAUUUGGCUUUGAUCUGUGGCCAUACCCUCACCGAUGCCCGUUGUGGAAUAUUAGGUCCAUUGCUCGAGGAUGAGUUCCUUAAAGUUCUCGAACGAGAAGACCUAGUAGAUAAAGUGGAAGUUGGAUUGGUGAGUCAUAUUGGUGGACACGCGUAUGCUGGGAACGUGAUCUAUUUCCCCAAAGAAUGUGACUCGUCCAAGGACAUGAUUUGGUAUGGGAGAGUAUUUCCUAAAGAUGUCCAAGGAAUCGUUAAUCAAACUAUCAAGAAUAAGCAUAUUCUUCAAGAUUUGUUGAGAUCCGAUCCUAAAUUGUAUAAAUAGCCUAGCUGUACAUAGUUUAACAGGUUUUGCGCUUGUGAUAUUCAAAGUUUACUAUAUUGUAACAUUUAUGGCCCAACAGUUAUUAAGCUGUAUCUCUUGCAACCUUUAAUUAGUGGAGUGUUGUCCGUUUUAGGAACUGUUCUAUAUCAUACCAUUGGUCUGUAUAGAAAUUUGUUGGUUUGGUGCUUAUUGUUUUAAAUUAAUAUGGUCUGAUAUUAUUGUGGCACCGCAGGGCCUUCCAUUGUUAUCUAUGAGCAGGUUAUUUAGCUAAAUGAGUAAUUGAUCAAAUGGUACAAUUAGGAUUCCCAAACUGGUUAAAAGAAAUAUGCUCUUAGGUUGCUAGAUAGUAAUAACUGAGAAAUCAGAUGUUCCAAAGAUUCCAGAAAAUAGGACUAUAAAUACUUGGGAAUCUUGGGAAUUUCAACUUGGAAAUUAUGUAUUCUUUUCUUUAGUUUUUAUCAAGUUUCUAUUGAGUUUCUAUUAAGUGUUUAGAAAGUUGUUAUCUUAGAUAGAAAUCCACACAGAAGUAACUCCAUAAUAAAACAACAAACAAUAAGGAGCGCAAAUGGUUUAGUGGUAAAAUCCAACGUUGCCAUCGUUGGGCCCCCGGUUCGAUUCCGGGUUUGCGCAUUUCUUUUUAAUUUUUUACUUUUUCGUACAAAGUUAUAUUGAUUUAGAAGGUUUUAGAUAGUUAUAGCUAAGGAAAGUCUUGAAACCAUGUCAAAUUGACAAUUUAAACUUUAAUGCUUGUCGUACCCCCCCCCUCUACCUUAUCUAAUAUAUGAACCGAAAAGUGGCAGGUAGAAGAGAUCCUAUUACUAAUAAAAUAAACUUAUUAGGCUGAGAAAUAGACUAACCGAAAGCAAGGCUUUCAUCUAGCUUUCUUCCUACGAUUCAGAUUUGUCAAUAUUUACUAAUAGAUCCCCCAAUUCAGAUAAGCAUGGAUUAAAAUUGGUGUUGUGAAAAAAAACGAUAAUUUUUUCGCGAUACAGUGUGGAUCAAAGCUAAUUCACCGCCACGUUCCAUGAGCCACCUAAAAGAAUUGGAUGUACGCGGAGAUAUUUCUAGACCUUCGGUAAAACUACAAGUGAAUUGGACAAAAAUAUUGCAUGAAAGAACAAUGAAAUCAUAAAGGAAGUUGCAAUCAAAAAAAAAGCAGAUGGCUCCAAUUUUCAGUCAUUAUAUUCAUUAUAAAUUAAUGACUAAUAAGAAAAAUUGCAGGGCAUUUGUAUCACAAUAAGUGCGGAAUUAUUUUUCCACAAUAGUGGAAUCUACCCGAGAACAUAAUGGGCAAUACGAAUUAUCCUAUCUAUUGAUUCCCCCACUCUUGUGAAUUAGUGGUUUCCAAUCUAUAGUACUGAAUGGCUAUAUUUAUUAGUUGAAAGGAGAAAUCGUGUUUAAUGCCGAUAUUUUUUAUUGAUAUUACGUCUGUAAUAUUUUUAGUGUUUGCGCUACGUAUUGAACAUGCAUAUAAAAAUAUAAACUGAUAAAAUCAAUGAUGAUAUCAUCAUAAUAAAAAUCAAUAACAAAAGAAAAUCAAAGUACACAAAUGGUAUUAUUACGAAGCUAAAGUCCGCUUGGGAACACCCCCUCCCCCCACACACAAUUUAAUCGAGAGUUUCAAAUUAAGCUUUAUGGUUGGGUAGAGGCCAAUGAGUUUUAAAUGUAGGCUUUUAGUAAAUUAACUCUCGUUUGCUACCGGGUUUCUCAAAAGGAUAAACCCGAAA